Messenger RNA from Olea europaea var. sylvestris, 562 nucleotides. Its product is annotated as SNARE-interacting protein KEULE-like. NCBI's taxonomy places the organism in Eukaryota, Viridiplantae, Streptophyta, Magnoliopsida, Lamiales, Oleaceae. Gene Ontology annotation, biological process: vesicle-mediated transport; intracellular protein transport. The transcript has 4 exons. Gene Ontology annotation, cellular component: plasma membrane; secretory granule. Gene Ontology annotation, molecular function: syntaxin binding. Bases 249 to 545 code for a protein of 98 amino acids. The record is from RefSeq and is a predicted model, not a curated record.
GACCCGGAUGGACCAUUUCGCUAUGCAGUCUCAGACAGGGAGACAGUGCAACAAUGGGGUAUAAACAGUCAACCCGCAUUUACACGAGAUUUUAGAGAUUCUUCAUCUCUCUUUUUCUUUCUCAAAACACAAAUCUGGACUUUCGAUCAACAACAAAUUGUACGAUAUCAGGGAUCGAUCGAUCGGUUGGAGCACAAGGAAAAGGAGAAGUAGACUGCUUGACUGCUUGAAGAAUAUUACAUAUCACAAUGUCGAUGUCUGAUUCCGAUUCGUCGUCUCAGGGCGGAGAGUACAAGAACUUCCGGCAAAUUAGCCGUGACAGAUUGUUGUAUGAAAUGCUUCGAUCGGCCAAAACAGGUGACUCAAAAUCAAGUUGGAAGGUACUCAUAAUGGACAAGGUAACUGUUAAGAUAAUGUCUUACUCGUGCAAGAUGGCAGAUAUCACCGAGGAAGGAGUUUCAUUGGUGGAAGACAUACACAAGCGAAGGCAGCCUCUUCCAACCAUGGAUGCCAUAUAUUUCAUCCAACCAACCAAAGAAAAGUAAUGACUUCCCCUUUUCUA